Coccomyxa subellipsoidea C-169 is the source of this 1667-nucleotide messenger RNA. RefSeq lists its product as hypothetical. NCBI's taxonomy places the organism in Eukaryota, Viridiplantae, Chlorophyta, Trebouxiophyceae, Coccomyxaceae. The record is from RefSeq and is a predicted model, not a curated record. The transcript is spliced from 5 exons. Bases 75 to 989 code for a protein of 304 amino acids.
UGCUUGUGUCAUAUUCUUACUAUCAAAAAGACAAAGUCCAACUGGAGAACUUCCAGUUCUUCACAAGGGUUGCAAUGGGUGGAAGUCACCAUUUUAUACGUCCUCACGAUACUGAUACUUUCAUUGUAGUGAACACAAGGAAGUGUUCGCCCUGCCGAUCGCUGCUCACAAAGGCCCAGGAGUACAACAAAGAAGUCUUGAAAACUGUUUCGAAAGCUUGGAUGGGGGAUGGUUUCACGCUGCUUUUGCGGAAGCAGAAUAUUGGAAUGGAUUUUGCGGCACACAACGUGACCAUUGAAUGGUGCCGCCAGUUAGAUAUCAUAAAGCAAUACAAAUACUUUAUUUUUUUGAAUAGCUCUGUAAGAGGACCAUUUUAUCCUUCCUACUUGCCGCCGUCAUGGCAGUGGACGCAAGUCUUCACGGACAGGAUUGAUGAGAAUGUCAAACUGGUUGGGUCAUCGUUGGUUUGUUUGCCUCCGACAGAUCUAGGAGGCCCGGGACCAAGGGUGGAGUCUUGGGCCUUCGGUGUGGAUAGAAUAGGCCUGAAGACCGUGUUGGACGAGGGUGUCUUCCAUGUUCGUAAGUGCAAGCUCUGUAGUGACGGUAUUGUAGUCAAGGGGGAGUACGGCCUUUCCACCGCCAUCUUCAAUGCUGGGUACAACAUUGCAACCAUCAUGUCGAUGUAUCCUGUCGGGAUUAAUUGGAGGAAAAGGGUUCAUUGGAAGUGCAACAACAAUACGCAUCCAUCUCGUCAUGGGACAUACGAUAAUAUCUCUAUGCAUCCAUUUGAGACUGUUUUUGUAAAGGCCAGCUGGAAAGUCGGUGAACCUCACCUAUCUGCCUACACACGGUGGUUUUUAGCACAUUCAAAUGGACACGCCAAUACACAAGGGUUGUAUGCUGACAAAAUGUAUAGAUAUGCAACAAGUCAACUUGCACAAGAGAUUGAUAUUGAUGCCGAUUUGUUCAAGGUGGAUUCCUUCAGUUAGUGCAGGUUUUGCUUGUUGUUGACAUCAGCCUGAGUGUGACACAGUGAGGCAGCUAAUGUCGUGAGUCGCCAUGGCAUUAUCUGUGCUGCUGUGGGGCAAUUUGCAGGGGCAGGUGCAACCGAUCUGUGUUUUGUUGCAGCCUGUAAUAAAUCUAAUUGAAAAUUGAAUCAGAUUCGUUGGGUGAUUUGCAAGCCUAGAAGAAGGUGGAUCCAAAAUCUUCACGACCCUAGUCUGAAGAACUUAAAGGCUUAGGAUAUUGGCCUAAAUAGCUUAUAAGCUCCUUCCUAGAAGUCCAAACUCCGAGAAGAUUACAUACAAAAGGUACGGUACUAGAUACACAACUGCUACCCCUUGUUAGAGCUACCCCAGUGGUGAAUGAUUGCGGAUCAGAUGAACUUUUUAUUGAACAUCUUUUGUGUUUGAUUGCCCCGAUAUGUGACAAUUAGGAAAAAAUUCUUAGCUAUUUAGUUUUGCACCACUUUCAGCCAGUCAUGCAUUUUUGAGGCAAACCUGUACUGAUAUCAAGCCAAUUUUUUGACGGAACACAGUUUAGAAAGUUUUGAUAUGAAGAUGGGCAGUGACAGACUCCCUACAAGACCAAUUAGCCUCAGGGGGGUAAAGACACACAAAACUAGUGGCUGCCACAAGGUCUCAAUAAUGUAAUAAUGAUAUAUUACC